This is a messenger RNA of Aspergillus brunneoviolaceus CBS 621.78, 168 nucleotides long. RefSeq lists its product as uncharacterized. The coding region runs from base 1 to 168 and encodes 55 amino acids. Lineage: Eukaryota; Fungi; Ascomycota; Eurotiomycetes; Eurotiales; Aspergillaceae. The record is from RefSeq and is a predicted model, not a curated record. The transcript has a single exon.
AUGGCUCGUACCAGUAAAUCAAAAGCCGCGAAGUUCAAUGCACGCACCUUGACUAAGCUUCAAGCGGCCAUCGAAAAGGAUCCGGAGAUUGACCUAACCGCGAACUUGCCCUUGAGGUAUUCUGAUCGUUUAAAUGAAAUGCGACAGGAUGUCCAAACUGGCAAGUAG